Molecule: messenger RNA, 852 nt
Organism: Medioppia subpectinata
Lineage: Eukaryota; Metazoa; Arthropoda; Arachnida; Sarcoptiformes; Oppiidae
Source: the annotation of a GenBank genome assembly
AUGCCGUACACUAGUGUGAACUCUAGACAGUCCUCUCUUAGCUCUGGUCAAGUAAGUCCCAUACGGGAGGUCUACCCCAUGGGCUCAACAAAACGCACACCAAUUAUAUGCGCUCUCAAUAUAGUUCUCAAUUCCACUGAUUCUGACAUUCCCAAUAAUGUUGGCAUUGAUUCGAAUGUCAAUCUUCUUCAAGAUCUAGACUUUAUGAGCGCUAAUACGGGUCCACCGAUGGCUGCUUUCGAUGCGAACAAUGUGUUGAAACCGAGUCCUCCGGUGGUAACACCGACUUCGCCACUGUCUGGAGGAAUGGCUUUUAACGCAUCUCUCCAAAGAAACACAUCGACGCCCAACUUAACAAUCUUAGAUCCUUUGGCACAAUUGGGUUCAUUCCUUACAUCGACGGUCACAACCACUGCACCAAACAUUCCACGAGUCAACUCGUAUUCCACAUUUCAAACGGCAAACCCUCCGAAGCCUGACUACAAUCGAAGCAAUUUUAACGAAGUCAAGAACACAACCACUUCUACCGCAUGUAAUGCUAAAGUAAUGGGCAAUGCUUUUGAAGAUCUUUUGGGAGGCUUUAAACCGACUCAAAACGAAACGACAAACAAAAGUAUUUCUCAAAUGAGAGACGAAGAAAUGCUCAAAGACGGGACAAUGGAUCCGAUGAGACUUAAAGUAAUGAAAUGGAAAGAAGGGAAGACCAGGAAUAUAAGAGCGCUGUUGUGUUCGCUGAAUGUGAUUAUAUGGGAGGGAUGUAAUUGGCAACCAAUAGGAAUGCAUCAAUUGGUGACCGCCAGCGAUGUCAAGAAGUUCUACCGCAAGGCGUGUUUGGCCGUACAUCCGGACAAA